AUGCGCCUCCUCCUAGCUUCCCUGCGGUCGCACGCAGGUUCUAAUUUUUCAUCGGGGGCUACGGAAAAGCUCCUUUCGGUCAGCCAGCGCUUCAGCGGUGGUGGCGCCCGCCGUUUCGCCUCAAAGCCCGGCGCACCCUUUCAGCGGCUUGUCAAGACACUCCCGGGAACUCAGAAGGCGUACUAUGACCUGACGGCUCUAGGUGACCAUCGCUAUGAGACGUUGCCCUUCUCGGUUCGCGUUCUCCUGGAGUCUGCGUUGCGGAACUGUGACGGCUUUCGAGUGACGGAGGGCGAUGUGGAGACGAUCCUCGAGUGGUCAAAGACGAGCAAGCAGCAGAAGGAGAUCCCCUUCAUGCCCGCCCGUGUCCUUCUGCAGGACUUCACCGGCGUGCCUGCUGUGGUUGAUUUGGCUGCAAUGAGGGACGCAAUGGCGCGUCUGGGCGGUGAUCCUCGUCUGAUAAACCCGCUGGUCGAUGUGGACUUGGUGGUGGACCAUUCGGUGCAGGUAGACUACAGCCGAUCGGAGUCAGCGCUGCAGCGUAACUUAGAGAAAGAGAUGGAGAGAAACAAAGAACGUUUUGCCUUCCUCAAGUGGGGUAGCAAAGCCUUUAACAACAUGCGCAUCGUCCCCCCAGGCUCCGGAAUUGUACAUCAAGUGAAUCUGGAGUUCUUGGCUUCUGUCACGAUGGACAAGGGGGGCCUGCUUUACCCCGACUCUGUUGUGGGUACGGAUUCACACACCACCAUGGUGAACGGUCUAGGAGUGCUUGGCUGGGGCGUGGGCGGCAUAGAGGCAGAAGCUGUGAUGUUGGGGCAGCACAUAUCCAUGGUGCUGCCGGAGGUAGUAGGCGUACACCUGACGGGGAAUUUAAGCCAGAUGGCGACAGCCACUGAUCUCGUUCUCACCCUCACGCAAAUGCUGAGAAAAAGGGGCGUUGUUGGAAAAUUUGUGGAGUUUUUCGGCCCGGGACUUCAGGGUCUGACUCUUGCAGACAGAGCAACGGUUUCCAACAUGGCGCCUGAAUAUGGGGCAACUUGCGGCUUCUUUCCUGUGGACGAGCAGUCGUUGGCAUAUUUGCGGAUGACGGGUCGACCUGAGGAGCAGUUGCGUUUGAUCGAAGCUUACACAAAGGCAACGAAGCUAUUUUCUGACAUUCGUGAGAGCUCCAAGGUUCAGUUUACUGAGGUUCUGGAGCUUGAUCUGAGCACUGUGACCCCUAGCGUUGCGGGCCCGAAACGGCCGCAGGAUCUUGUACCAACGACACAGGUGCGAGAAGACUUCCGCACGUGCCUGGGAAGCCCUGUAGGCUUCAAGGGAUUCGGGCUUUCUCAGGAACAGCAGGCACGCUCUGUUAAGUUCAUCCAUAAGGGUAAGGAGUACGAGCUGCGCCACGGCUCGGUCUGCAUUGCCGCUAUCACGUCCUGCACCAACACCAGCAACCCCGGAGUGAUCUUCGCGGCAGGGUUACUGGCGCGGAAUGCCGUGGAAAAGGGACUACGGGUGGCGCCGUACAUUGUAACUUCUUUGUCUCCGGGCUCCAGAGCAGUAUCACAAUACCUGGAAAAAGCUGGACUGGAUAAGGCUCUGAAGGAGCUGGGCUUCUACCUAGCGGGUUAUGGCUGCAUGACUUGCAUUGGAAACACCGGAGAAUUUGACCCAGAAGUCACGCAGGCUAUUACCGAGGGGGACCUCGUUGUUGCUUCCGUUCUAUCGGGCAACCGAAACUUCGAAGGCAGGAUUCACCCCUUAACUCGCGCCGCUUAUCUUGCCUCUCCUCCGCUUGUCGUUGCCUACGCUUUGGCCGGUCGUAUGGACAUAGACUUCGAUACGGAGCCCAUAGGCAAUGACACAGAAGGAAAACCCGUCUUCCUUAGAGACAUUUGGCCCACUAGAGAUGAAAUAAGACCUGUGAUUGAGCGAUGCUUGGGCCCGGAGAUGUUCAAGAAAGUGUACAGCACCAUCACGCACGGAACUCCCGAGUGGCAGGCCCUGGAAACAUCUGACUCGCCCGUGUUGUAUCGGUGGCGGUCCGACUCAACUUACAUUCACAACCCUCCCUUCUUCCAGAAGAUGGAAAGGACGUUACCUGAAAUCCCUGACAUCCAGUCGGCAUAUUGUCUGCUGAGUUUGGGGGACUCAAUCACGACCGAUCACAUUUCUCCCGCAGGAAAUAUUGCAAAGGAUUCACCAGCUGCCAAGUACCUUAUGGGUCGUGGGGUGCUUCGCAAGGACUUCAACACUUACGGGUCUCGUCGUGGGAACGAUGAAGUCAUGGUGCGGGGCACGUUUGCAAACAUUCGGUUAGUGAACAAGAUGUGCCCAACUGCAGGUCCCAAAGCAGUGCAUGUGCCUUCGGGAGACGUUUUGCCUGUCUCAGAGGCGGCCGAGCGGUACCGCGCUGAGGGCUCACCAAUGAUCGUGCUGGCAGGCAAAGAAUACGGAAGCGGGAGCUCUCGUGACUGGGCUGCCAAGGGCCCGUAUUUGCAAGGGGUCAAGGCUGUGAUCGCUCAAUCCUUCGAGAGAAUUCACAGAAGCAACCUCGUGGGCAUGGGCAUUCUGCCUCUUCAGUUCUUGGAGGAAGAAUCCGCGGAGACCCACAAUCUCACUGGAAAAGAGCGCUUUACAAUCUCACUGAAUAAUGGAAAGCUUGUCCCUGGAUCCAUUAUUCGUGUAAAGACGGAUUGCGGGAAAUCCUUCGAGACCAGAUGCCGCAUUGACACAGAUGUUGAAGUGGAAUAUUUCAGAAACGGGGGGGCACUACAUUAUGUUCUGAGAAAUAUCCUCAACAGAAACAAGUCCUAG
Eimeria necatrix is the source of this 2805-nucleotide messenger RNA. RefSeq lists its product as hypothetical. Gene Ontology annotation, biological process: tricarboxylic acid cycle; citrate metabolic process. Gene Ontology annotation, molecular function: aconitate hydratase activity; 4 iron, 4 sulfur cluster binding. The record is from RefSeq and is a predicted model, not a curated record. The transcript has 10 exons. NCBI's taxonomy places the organism in Eukaryota, Apicomplexa, Conoidasida, Eucoccidiorida, Eimeriidae. Gene Ontology annotation, cellular component: cytosol; mitochondrion. Bases 1 to 2805 code for a protein of 934 amino acids.